GGACACGAACCCAACAUAAAUAAAUAGUGUCUUGAAUUACCCCCGACAAACGUCCGCCGCCGCCAGACGCAAGAUGUUCUGCCGUCUGGGAAAUGAAGUUCGGUUCAGUGAUCUCGAAUUUGACAAUUAAAAUCAAAACAAACCCAUCUCAAAAUUGACAUCGCUAAACCGAACUUCAUUUUGGUUGAAAAAACUUAAAAAUUGAGUUCCCCCAGUAAGCGUGUACGAAUCUAUUCAAAUAUUAUUGUUGACGUGCAGAAAGAAAAUAAAAGUGUAAAACCAUCAACAUAAAUAUAUUAAAACUUGAUUUUUUGUCAAAAUUAUUAAUAUGUCUCAAAGAAACCUUACUGAGUUAUUUUUCAUGCUUCGGAACAACGUAUUGUAUAGUAAAAACAUUUACUCAGACACCGCAAACUUACAAACUGUUGGCUUGCUAGAUCGACAAUCGGGGGAAAGCAGUAAUUUCAUUGAACAGCCAACUUGGAUCUGCAAGUACGACGAGGCUCAGUAUCUUUUGUCCAAGAUUAAGUCUCGCGUUAAUGAUCUUCUACGUGUGCAAAAUUCUACAGCGCGUUCUGUACUUAGUGAAAGUCGUGAAGAUGAGUUGAAGGUAGGAAUCAGUUAUCAAGUUGUGCAACAUGGAGUUAACAUUUGAACAGCUUGUGUUAAACGUCAUAUUUGAUUUAUUU
Messenger RNA from Culex pipiens pallens (northern house mosquito), 689 nucleotides. RefSeq lists its product as uncharacterized. The record is from RefSeq and is a predicted model, not a curated record. The transcript has 3 exons. Lineage: Eukaryota; Metazoa; Arthropoda; Insecta; Diptera; Culicidae. The coding region runs from base 329 to 655 and encodes 108 amino acids.